UUAAAAUGUCGAAAAAGAGUCUUAAAAAUGGAGGUACCCAUCCUCCUGCCAAGAGUAAUGAGCCCCAGGGUGUAUUCAAGCUAAACAAAGGUAUCAUCCUCACUUGUAGAAAGAUCUAUGACAAUUCUGCAGAGGAAGAAAAGUUAAUGAAUAUUGAAAACUACAUGCAUUUCGCUACUUUGAUUCACAAGAUCAAUCUUUUCUUGCUUGAAUACAAGAAUAUCUCAGCUGUCAAGAACAUCUUAGAUAUUGUCUACUCUGAAGAACUGUUAACGAGAAUAGUUGAUUUUGUAACAAACACUGAGUACUUUUGUAACUUUGGGCUCAGACUUUUGGAACAUUUCUGUAUUCUACCAAAAGCCAGGGAAUAUCUCGAAAACAGUGAGGUUAUAUAUGUAAUCUUUGGACUACUCAGAACUAAUGAUAAUGAAACUAUUGUCAGCGCUAUUUCUUUCCUCUCUAUCCUCUUGAACCCUUCAAAUGUGAGCAAAAUAUUGAGUAAAGCAAGAAUUUUACCUAUUUUGAUAAAAUUAUUAAAGACAAAGGAAAUAGAAUACUUUUGCGGAGAUAUUCUCGAUACUAUUCUUGCUGCUAAGGAUGCUAAACUUCAUAGAAGAACAUUGCUGAAGGAAGGAGUCAUUGAAAUCCUUCAGUCCAUCGAAGAAUAUGAGGACUUCAUUAUGCUUCCCAGAAUUGUAAAGAAAUGUAACAGGAUUAGAAGAGAGCUAGAAAUCUUGAAACAAGUUAUUGAAAGCAAAGAGUAA
Molecule: messenger RNA, 764 nt
Organism: Moneuplotes crassus
Lineage: Eukaryota; Ciliophora; Spirotrichea; Euplotida; Euplotidae
Source: the annotation of a GenBank genome assembly